Effrenium voratum is the source of this 1273-nucleotide messenger RNA. The record is from the annotation of a GenBank genome assembly. NCBI's taxonomy places the organism in Eukaryota, Dinophyceae, Suessiales, Symbiodiniaceae.
AGGCCUUGCAGGAUCGGAAGCAUGCUAGGAAAGAGGCGACGGCAGAUGCGGAGGAAAGAGUGGCAAACAACAAGAAGGUGAUUUCCAAUGUUGAAAAUCAAAUCGAAGAAGACUCAAAGUUUUUGGCAGAUGUGAAGUCAAAGUGCGAAGUGAUGGACAAGGAAUGGGACCAGCGACAGCAGACUCGAAACGAGGAAGUGAGCGCCAUUGCCAAAGCCUUUAGCAUCAUUAAAGAAUCUGCCUACGACCUGGUGCAGGAGCGUGCAGAUGUGCCUAGACGCAAGACGCCUACCUUCUGGAGUCGCUUCAGCUUGUUGCAGGAAUCUUCCACUUCUGUCACAUCCCAGCAGCUGGUGGAUGAGCUGCUGGAGGCCGGAAGAAACUACGACCUGCGGCUGGUCACGCUAGCCAUGCGGGCAAAGAUCGACUCCUUCACGGAUGUUAAAGAAUCGAUUGGCAACAUGAUGCAAUCCCUCAAGCAGGAGCAAAGUGAUGAGGUGAAGCAGCGUGCAUUUUGCACUGCACAAUUGACUGACAAUCAGAAGGUCGUGGAGGAGAAGAACCGGACAAAGCAAAUCCAGACGGCGGAUGCCAUGCAGAUGGAGGCCGAAAUCCAGAAUGCUGCCAGCCAAGCCAGCGCUUUACAGAAAGACAUUGACGAGCUUCUCGUCCAAAUCAAGCUCGCGAGUCAAAAUCGCGAAAAGGAGAAUCACGAGUUCCAGACUCUGAUUGCGGAGCAGCGCGAGAUGAAGGCUUCAUUGAAGCAGGCGCUGUCGGUGCUGCAGGGCCUGUAUGCCAGCCAAGGCGGAAGCCUGGUGCAAACAGAGCUAGAUCAGCCAGAAGGUCUUGGCUACAAGAGAAGCUCCGGAGGUCAAGGCGUCUUGGCCAUGAUGCAACAGCUGAUCAAGGAUUCCGAGGCAAUGGUGGCGGAAGCCAUGGAAGCAGAUCAGACAGCUCAGAAGAGCUUUGAGGCCUUCGCAGCUGAGACGAAUGAUGCCGUCAAGGCCAAGAAGGAUGGCAUUGAGAAACAGAACGAGCAGAAAGCCGCGCAGGCCGUGCUGCUCGCGGAGACUUCUGACGCGAAGCGAUUGACUUCCUCGGAGAUCCAGCAACUGUUGACCAUCAAAGAGCAGCUGCACGAAAGCUGUGACUUCCUGCUUGCCCAGUUUGGUGUGCGACAGAAGGCACGAGGAGAGGAGAUCGAAGCUCUGAAGCGUGCCGUUAGCAUACUUUCUGGCUGAUGGAAGUCUGGCAACUGGCAACUGUCUUACCA